AUGCAUGUAUUAUCUGGCAGGCGUCGUUCAGUUUCGACUGCGACGGCUUCUGAUAACGGCGCGAGCAAAGCAACUGAGAGCUCGCCCAGGAGAGCUUCCUUCUCGCUUGAAAAUAGUCGCGAUCACGGCGCUUCUGGAAGAAACAUGUUGCGUAAUCUUUUCCAGAGACAUGGCGCUGCACCAGUAACGGAAGAUGUGUUGGCAACGGAAGUACCUCAAGCGUCAACCGAGAAGCACGGAAAUGACAAAUCUACCACGGCUUCGAAUGCCCAGUUAGUAAAGAAUCGGGGUCGACAAAAUCACAACUCCUCGGGUUCUUCUGGAACCAAAAGUACACAUCAUCCAGACGAGCACGGCGAAGGAAAGGAUGCGUCAAAUUCUACGUCUGACACUCUUGCUAGAUCUCACAAGGGCCGUGCUCACGGAACACCUUCGUGCGAGACUCAUCUCACCAGAGAUGAUAUCCAUGCCAUAUUUUCCGGGGCACCAUUCUUCCUUCUAGAAAAGGGCAAGCAUGGUCUCUGGUAUCCACAAGUAAUAUUCCCAUGGGAUGACCACGACCCUACGAUUCAGCAUCUAUGGGACAGAAAGCUUCUUCCUCAUCCAUCAUAUACCCUAUGCACUCUUCAUGCCCAUCUCCCCGUCCCCGAAGGAUGGAUGCUUGAAGGUGACGCUCCCGUCCACUUAGACAGUUGGAAGAGAACCGGUGCACCAAAGAGAGCUACAUUCGAUAUUGGUAUAUUCGAAGUCCCAAACAUGCUUGCUAUGAGCGGGAAAGAGCCGGGAACUGUUGGCUUUCGCCAUUUUCUGGAGCUUCCAGUGGCCGAUUCCGUUCGGUUUGUUCCCACCGGAAAGGCCCGACUCCAUGCUAAUUUACUGCACCUUCCUACCCUACCAGCCGCUGAGGCUGACGAGCUUCUGGAGCAUUACCAUGAGCCCUACUCGCUGUGUCUCGACGGUACUAUCCAUGAACGAAAGAUGCUUCUUGGCGAUGGCCCUUCCGCUUGGAAAAAGAUUGGUCUGCGGGAUAUCAACUUUAAAACCUUGGUCGACCGUCUUCAGACCUUGAGAAACCUCCGUCACGAGUUACUGUAUGAGAACACGCAGAAAACGAUACUCGAUGUGGAAAGUGCACAUGCGCGCCACAGCGAUUUAUUUACCAAGUUUCUUCAUCCGCCACCCCGAUUCGUGCUCACGGAUCUUGAUACUCGCCACGGCCUCAAGGCUGAGAUCAAAGCGUUGACCACGGUUUUAGCCACACCCGGGGCAUGGUUCGACUUCAGUCUCGUCGAGUGGCGUUUCCGCAUCGGCCAGCUUCUUUGGGAAGCUCGUCCCCAUGUGGACGCUGACUUCUUUGAUCCAAGUACCAUUCAGAAACCCUGGGUUCAUCCGACUUUGGAACAGAAAUGGUUUCUGAUCCAGAUGCUCCUCGCCGCGGAGCUACUUCUUCGCCUGGACGCUAUUGUCAAAGUUGGGCUGGUUGAGACCUCUAAGGAUGUCAAUGUCUCUGCUCGAGAUGUGGAUCAUUUCGAUAAGCUGCGCAAUCCUAAAGUUGACUGGGACUUGGUGGUGUUGCGCCGCUUCUUCGACAGUUUCAAAAUAUCCUGGGGCGACUGCCAAUCCGGCGCAGUGUCGAAUGCUCCGUCGCAGCCGUCAAGCCAAGAGAAGCCGAUCCAAAAGUCUCAUCACUUUUCAUUCUUUGAAAGCCUAGCACGCAGGCAUUCUGUGUCGCCUUCCCCACACUCCGAGGUCCCUGGGAUAUUCGAACUUACACCCACUCAUGUCGAACAGCAAGUUGAAGGGCUUUUGGUGUUUGCCGAAAACAUCUGUUGGCCUCGUGUUGAUUCGCUCAGAGAGAAUUUCGAAUCGAGAUUACAGGCCGGAGAUUUAGAUCAAAAGAUCACGAACAUGUUUAACCGCCCUGCGUGUAAUGCAUCAAUGGAGGACCCUGCGGGAGGAACCACCAAAGACGACAUGUUCAAACGACGCUCUACUCGCCUGCUAGUAGCCCUCAGCUGUCCUUCCAGCGACCCUCCUAACUCAACGAUGGGUGGUUGGAUCACGCGAUGCUGGCUUUCUGGCUUUGUGAUUCCGGGCAAAGCGAUCAACCACCUGCUCAUGGCUACAAUACUAGAGAAUGAUCAGGAAGCCGUUGCAAGACUCGGACCGGUGGCCAAUCUAUAUGGAGGAUUUGCUCACAGUGGAAAAAGUUGGUGGAGUCAAGAAUGCAUUGUUGGCCGAGUACUUUCCGCCCUGAAUGGAACCAAGGCUUGUAUGGGUUGGAUCAGCAGCACGAACAUUCCCAAAGAAUAUCAAACCCAGGAGCCCCUCGACGAUACCUGGUUUGAGGUUAUUGUCAGUGACCCGCCCACUGGUCUGGGGAAACCACGUAUCAAACAAGGAAACAAGAUCUCCGUAGAGUCGACACCGCUGGGACUGGGAUCGUUGACCAGUGACGAGUUUACUUUGCCGGUGGACGAUUUACCUGAUGCUAAGUCACCAGUGGAUGUCAAUUUCAACGCUUUGACCUUUUCUACGAAGGAAAGCCGGCGAAGUAAACACCAGCAUGCAAUGGUGGCCCGCAAGGCAACCAUGUCUUUCUCACUGAGCUCGGGCUCCAGCACACCCACAGCCGAUGUUUCCUUCCCAUUAACAUAUAACGUCAAUUUUGUCACGUCGCAUGCGUGCCGUUUGCCUUCAGGGUUAGCGUCAUACCAGCACAAGUCGUCACUUGAUAGCGAAGACGACAAAGGCGAUAGAUCGCGGUCACUUUCUCCCGCCGAGGCCUUCUCUCGAAAGCACGGACGGCUUCCAGGCCACCCACUGCCUAGCUCAUACAGGUACAAAUAUCUUGCACUGGAUGCCUUGCCAGGUCCCGAGGAAUCAACGAUAGGGAAGGUUUUUGAGCAUGCAGGCUUUGAUCUGACGGUUGACGAGGUGUUCAUUGUCGAUGCUCGCCGAUCUGCGGAUAAAGAAGCGUUGGCAAGAUCAUGGUGUGCUUCGGUUGGCUACGAUGCCAUCAUCGGUAGAACUGGGCGGACAUGUCUCGGGUGCUGCAUUAGAGAAGCUCGAGCUCUGGCGGUCAAAGUGGUCGUUCGCGUGGGUGAUUAG
Aspergillus thermomutatus is the source of this 3111-nucleotide messenger RNA. RefSeq lists its product as uncharacterized. Bases 1 to 3111 code for a protein of 1036 amino acids. Lineage: Eukaryota; Fungi; Ascomycota; Eurotiomycetes; Eurotiales; Aspergillaceae. The record is from RefSeq and is a predicted model, not a curated record. The transcript is spliced from 2 exons.